Pyrgilauda ruficollis (rufous-necked snowfinch) is the source of this 2984-nucleotide messenger RNA. RefSeq names its product KIAA2013 ortholog. The coding region runs from base 160 to 2013 and encodes 617 amino acids. The record is from RefSeq and is a predicted model, not a curated record. NCBI's taxonomy places the organism in Eukaryota, Metazoa, Chordata, Aves, Passeriformes, Passeridae. The transcript is spliced from 3 exons.
CCCUGAGGGCCGGAGAGCGCGGCUGUCGCAAAGCGCUGCAAAGCGCCGCCAAGCGCGGCGGAGCUGCCGUGAGGAGCGGCGGCGAUGGCGGCCUAGGGCCGGUGCGGCGGGGCCGGGGCCGGGAAGGGCUGGGCCGGGGCUCCCCCGCCGCCGCCGCCCAUGUGGCUGCAGCAGCGGCUGAAGGGGCUGCCGGGGCUGCUGUCCAGCAGCUGGGCGCGGCGCCUGCUGCUGCUGCUGGUGCUGUUGCUCGUCGCCUACUGGUACCUGGGCGCGGCGCGGGCGCGGGGCGCGGGGCGCGGGGCCGAGCCCUGGGGUCCCGCCGCGCUCUGCGUUCAGGCGGCCUCGGGCGCCUGGCGGGAGCAGACCCAGCGCGGCGAUGCGCUGCCGCUGCCUGAGGAGGCGGCCGGGGCCGGCGGGCCCCCGGGGCUGGCGGUGGCAGGCAACGGGUUCCUGCUGCUGGACGUGUCGGCCGGGCGGCUCUGGGUGCGGCCCGCGGGGCCCGCCGGGGGCCCGGCGCUCGCCACCGAGUACCCGGCGCUGGUGCGGCUGAGGGCGCUGGGCGGGCGCGGCGAGGCGCGGGCGGCGCUGGCGGCGCUGCGGGACGGGGCCGUGCGGAGGCUGCGCUGCGUCCAGACCGGGCCCGGGGCCGGCGCCGGGGACUGCGUGACGGUGCGGGAGGAGGUGGUGGCCCACCGGAGCCGGCCGCACCUCUACCUGCAGCGCAUCCGCAUCGCCAACCCCACCGCGCGGGUGGCCGCCUUCGAGGCCUCGGCUCCCGCCGCCGCGUCCGCGCUGGGCGGGCGCUUCACCACCAGCCUGGAGAAGGUGGAGGAGCGGCAGUUCCUGCUCUCCUCCGGCCGCCUGCUGCUGGCCGGCAGCCCCAAGGUGGUGCUGGUGGUGGUGGCUGCCAAGAAGCUCGUGAGCCGGGUGCAGGUCGCGCCCGAGUCGCACUUUGACGAGACCGUGCUGUCCGUGGUGUACACCUCGGAGCCCAUCGAGGUGUCCAGGCUGGAGGAGACCUUCAGCAAGCUGAGGGAGGCGGCCAAGAAAGAGAUGCUGGAGGUGAUGCAGAUGGGGGUGGAAGAUCUUUUCCAGGAGCACCAGCAGACCUGGUCUGACUUGUUCAUUUCAGGGAUUGAAAUGAGGAAGAUCACAGAUGCACACACCCCAUCCAGUGAGACUGUCAACAUGACCCUGUACUACGUGCUGUCCACUGUGCCAGCCCCCCUGCUAGACCCCCUCAUUGCUGGUGAGGACAGGGAGAAGAUUGAAGCCAGCCUGAACUACGCUGACCACUGCUUCAGCGGCCACGCCACCAUGCACGCCGAGAACCUGUGGCCACCAAAGCUCACCAGUGUCACCCAGAUCCUGCAGCUCUCAGACCUGUGGAAGCUGACUCUCCAAAAACGGGGAUGCAAGGGUCUUGUGGCAGCUGGAGUCCACGGACUCAUGCAGGGAAUGGUGCUUAGUUUUGGGGGGCUGCAGUUCACAGAAAACCAUCUUCAGUUUCAGGCUGACCCUGACGUGCUUCAUAACAGCUAUUCCUUACGUGGGAUCCAUUACAAUAAGGAUUUGAUCAGUUUAGCUGUUCUCCUGGAUGCUGAAGGAAAGCCCUUCUUGCAUGUGUCUGUGAAGUUCCAGGACAAGCCUGUCAGACUGUAUGCAUGUGAGGCAGGCUGUAUGAACGAGCCCGUGGAGCUCACCUCAGAGGCACGAGGCCACACCUUCCCUGUCAUGGUGACUCAGCCCAUCACACCACUGCUUUAUAUAUCAACAGAUUUGGUCCACUUGCAGGACUUAAGACACACACUCCACCUAAAAGCUAUUCUGGCUCAUGAGGAACACAUGGCCAAGCAAUACCCAGGCUUACCCUUCCUGUUCUGGUUCAGUGUGGCCUCCUUAAUUACUUUGUUUCAUUUGUUUCUGUUCAAACUGAUCUACAACGAGUAUUGUGGGCCGGGAGCCAAGCCCCUCUUCAGGAGUAAGGUGACUGUCCCCGACUCUGCCCGCUGAAGUGCCCCGAGGCCUCAGAGCCACAGCGCAGGGCUGACCUGACACCUCAUCCUCCUGGGCACUGCAGAGCAAACAGCUCUGCUGCCUCCUCUUAGUUGGACCUACUUCAAAUGAAGGUGAUGCAGAACUUGAUUCCAGAAACAGGGAAGAAGUGGAAGCCAGCUGAAGCUCAGAAUCUGUAGCAGUAAGCAAGAUAGAUGGUCUUGAAAUAACACCCUGUUCCAUUAAUUGAAUGGGAACAUCCCCACAUCCAAGUGAACUUAGUCCUGCUUUCAGCCUCCAUUUGCACAAGACACCUGACAAUGUUGCAGCUGAGAACAAGGACCAUUUGAAAGCAACAAUCCUUUUGUGCCUUGUUAUUACAGGAAUCUGAGGCUUGGAAGGUGUGGUGAUUCAGUUGUUUAUGCCAGAAGCUUGUGUAACAGAUGUUUCCUUUCCCUGCAAGCUGUUCAGUUCCGUAGGAGUUCUCCAUUUGGUGAAAAUACUUGAAGAUAUACUAAGACCUUUGAUAUUUUGAUCUGUUGGGGUUUUUUUUAAUUCUACAGAAAAAAUAAAGGAUGAUGAUUCCCUUCUGAGAGUUAACUAGAAAACUUUAGUGUACUUCCUUUCUGGUAUACAGUUUGUAAUUUAUUGCUUGGGGGGAGGGGGAGUAUGUUAAUUUUUCCUCCACUUCAGUAACAGUCAAUUGACCUGUUGAUAUCUAACAAUCCUAACUGCUGAUAAGUUCUCUUAACAGGUGUUUCAGCCUUUAUGACUGUAGAGUGCAAAAUCAAUUUAAUGAAAUUGUUUUCUGGACAUGCACUUGGAAAUGCUGAUCUACACGUUUCCUAUUCUAAGCCUAUUGAGACUUUGUGCAUUGAUUUGUUUUGGCUAUGGGGGAAGACACCCCACUUCCUAGUGACUUACAGAUUGGUUGGUUUUAAAAUACCAAAGCUGUUGUUUCUAAAUAAAUAUCUUUCAGUCUAAGCUGA